Messenger RNA from Opisthocomus hoazin, 618 nucleotides. The record is from RefSeq and is a predicted model, not a curated record. Lineage: Eukaryota; Metazoa; Chordata; Aves; Opisthocomiformes; Opisthocomidae.
AUGAACCUUAUCAGCCGUGGUCCUUAUCAGCCACCACAAGCCCAGGUCCCCGUAGGUAUGUGCUCCAGGUACCGGCGUGUGUCCAGCUCCACUGCCAUUCCCUCCCCAUCGCUCAUGGGCAAGGUGUGGGACGAGCGGCUGGGCAGGGCAGCAGAGGCCUGGGCGCGGGGGGACCAUGGGCCCCCCCAGCUGAUGAAAUACGUGGGGCAGAACCUCUCCAUCCACUCGGGCAGGUACCGCUCCGUGAUGGACAUGGUGAAAUCGUGGCACCAGGAGAAGCAGCACUACUCCUUCCCUGACCCCCGCGAGUGCAGCCCCCGCUGCCCCUCCAAAUGCAGCGGCUCUGUCUGCAGCCACUACACGCAGGGGAGCACCACGAUGGUGUGGGCAUCCUCCAGCCGCCUGGGCUGUGCCCUCGGCGCCUGCACCAACGUGCGGGUCUGGGGCAGCACGUGGCGGCACGCUGUCCUCCUCGUCUGCAACUACGCCGUCAAGGGCAACUGGCUGGGAGAAGCGGGGGGCCGGCCAGGCCCGGCCUGCCCCCCCACCUACGGCGGGGGCUGCUCCAACAACAUGUGCUUCACCGGACUCAAAUCCAACCAAGUCGGCUGGUUCUAG